AAAAAAAUGUCAAAAAAUGAGCUCCACCACAUGUGGUGCUCUGUUAAUGGUCGCGCCAUAACCGUUGGCUUCACGAAAGACAGACCUCCCCCCAGAAGUACUAGACAACAAGGAUGAGGCACCUAUCCACGAAGAUACACCCGAUUUGGAACCCUCUAGGAGAGCAGGGGGACAAGGCUCUGCAACCGAGCGCUGAGCAUCGGGAGAACCUCUGGCAGGAGAGAAGUGGGUAGCGACAGGUUUGGUUACACCUACAGUAAGGGCCACAGGACCGAGACCACGAGGAGCAUCUUUAAUUGCCUACACUCUAGCGGUCAAUCACAGGGACAAGUGGCGACUGAGACACCCCGCGCGACCGAUAGUCACGGCGAUGGUACGCGCCUAUAUAACGACAUAAUCGGAAUGAACAAUUUGUUGCAGUUAGUGAGAUAUUUGUCGUGGAAAUCUAUGUAAUACGUCUGCAGAUUUAAUAACCAAUAUAAAAAUUACAUUUUUACUAUUUCAAUAAAUAAAGUGUAAAAUUGAUAAGCAUUAACCCCAUUUAGGUGUUAUGUAAUCAGUAAAAACAAAGAACGAGAUUGGACUGAUUCCUCUCUCUUUGAUAAUUUAUUCAGCAUAAAUUACUUAAUGCAAAUAUAUACGAUUUCGCAUGCAAAACAUCAACACGGCCCACUUUUGUCUCGAGACUGAAAGUGAAACCGAGGUAAAAAGAUUGUACUUAAGCAUGGAGGAAGAGGAGGCUGUCAAGAGAGUGUCUCAGGACUUGGGCCUGGAUCCAUUCCAGAUCCAGCGGAAUCUGGAUCCAGAUACCUUCACAGUUGUGGUACAUGAAAAAUGGGUGUGGCACAUUCAGAAGACUGGAAGCCUUCCGUUGUCCUCAGACGUUGGCAUCCCAAGGUGGACCUCCAGCAGCCGGAGCGCAAUCUUUGCCAAAGCUGUGAGACCAUGGCAGAAGAUAUCCGUUUCCAAGAUUGCGAAGCCUUCCAAUGGGACCUUCAGUCUACCACCGAUCAAGAAAGAUCGAGCAAUGUCCGCUGAAAGUAGCUUCAUGGAGUUCAUGGGUACAGUGGCUAAACAAAUCUACAAAGCUGAGUGGGACGAAGCUUAUCAAAAGACCUCUUCCACACUCAACAGAUAUCAUCAUUCUUUAUCAUCUCAGGUUGACUCCACAACUGUAAUUGAUCUGAUACGGCAGUUGUAUGGGUGUCCAAUCAUCUACAUCAAUGGAGAAGGAGUGUCGGACUCAUCUUCAAAGACUUCUGGGAAAUCUUCUAAUACGGCACAAUCUCAAGGUGUAGAACAUUCCAACAUUGUGUCUUUGUUCUGCGGCAUUGUCACCAAAGACUGCAUGUACUUGCUUCAGCCUCACCAUGAACACACAGUCCAGGACGCGACCAUGUUCAGUCCUGCCUCCCUUUCUGGUUCUUAUGGAAAGGUCCUCUUCGUCAUCUUUCAAAUGUUCCAUGCAGUGAGCCAUUGCCACCGAAGAGGUGUAUCAUGCGGGAACUUAUCACUGUCGGAUUUUACCAUCGAUGAAAAACUCUGGGUGCAAUUCUGUGGGCCAAAGUGGAACGAUGUCUUGAGCUUCGCGAUGCAUGACCAAAGAACUCAAAGGAGUUUGCCUGAAACUCAAAGAGGUGCAAUAGCGGAUGAAAGUGAAGUGCAAAAUAACAGAUUGGACAAUGUUAUUAUAGAUCAGCCUUGUGCAAUAGGUGGUGGUAACGGGAGUGGUGCAAAGAUGGACGUGCUACCAGAAAUUAUGCAGAAAUGGGCCAUGGGCCAGCUUACAAAUUUUGAUUAUCUCAUGAUCCUGAAUCGUCUUGCCAAUCGUCAAAUGGGCAACCCGAACCACCAUCCCAUCAUGCCGUGGGUCAUGGAUUUCACUCAACCCGAUGGCAACUAUCGGGACUUCUCCAAAUCCAAGUACAGGCUCAACAAAGGAGACAAUCAGCUAGACUUCACCUAUGAGUCGGCGCUACAAAUGCAGGCCAUGAACGAGGAGGAUGGAAGCAACCUUGCCGGUCAAGUACCCCACCACAUUUCUGAUGUCCUCUCUGAAAUCACCUACUACAUUUACAAGGCACGUUGCACGCCAAAGUCUCUGCUCCAGACCCACGUCAGAUCGGUGUGGGUGCCCAACGAGUACCCAGCUAGCAUGCAGAGGCUGCAGGGCUGGACACCUGAUGAAUGCAUCCCAGAGUUCUUCUCCGAUGCCUCCAUCUUCAAGUCCACUCAUGAUGAUCUGCCUGAUCUGGAGGUGCCCUCCUGGUGCAAAGGACCAGAGGACUUUGUCCAGAGACACAGAGCUGUUUUGGAAAGUCCUUACGUCUCAGAGAGGCUGCAUCGCUGGAUUGAUCUUACCUUUGGCUGCAAGCUCUCUGGUUCAGCGGCAGUCAAAGCCAAGAACGUGGUGCUGUGCGUGGUCGACCAGCACACUCUGCCAGCAAACAACGGUGUCGUGCAGCUCUUCAACGUGCCUCACCCCAAACGCUUCUCUCCAUCCCCCUACAUGUCGCUGGAGGCACCAGACAUUGAGAGGUCGCAGAUCGAUGUGGGGUCAUCCGUUACCAUCACAACUCAAGAGGAGAGUGCUCCUAGAUCAGAGCAGGACAUGGCUGUAGGAGUUGAAGGAAGCGAUAGCAGCAAGGUGGUUUCGGACACAGAAAUGAUGGAAAGUGUCUCUCCUCGCAACAAAGAUAGCCUUACAAUCUCUGCUGAUGGCGAAAGGAGCAGUGAUCCCCAGGACUCUGAUGCCAGCUCAAUACGCAUGAGAACCCAGUCUUUCAACACAGAGGCACAGAGUGUGGUCGGUUCUUACUCGGCAGUAGAAGAUUCGCAACUCAGCAAAAAUCCCAUGAGGAAGCUGCCCUUUUUCAGACCCAAGUCCGACAUGCCCCUUGACUCGAGGCUGAUCAGACCAGAGCUAGCCACCAUUAUGCUACCUGAGGAGUAUGAUCCACUCUCUGCACUUAAUCAGCUGGAGUCUCUCUACUCCUUCACUUCCAAGUCAAGCUAUGAUCUACCUACAAGGCACCAAGUGGAGGAAACACAGGUCCAGUGGCAGCAGCUUGUUGCAAGGGAUGCUGUAGCAUUAGGCUGUGCUGUUGCUGAGUUAUGCCUUGCCCCAAAGCUGAGGUUCCGCCAAAUUGGGUCGGACUUGGAAUCUAGAUGGAAACAUCUUCAGAGGGUCGUAGGAGCUGAAUAUCAGGAAUUACCAAGGCCAGUCAGAGAGAUCAUGCAUACCCUGCUGAAGAUGGACAAGACUUCAGGUGAAGGCCUGCCUUGGGAGUUCUCUGCAUACUUUCAGAGUGGUCAAAAUGGCCAUCCACCGAUGUGCCCUGGCCUUCUCCUUCAACCUCACUCUGGUCUCGUUCCAUUUCCUGAGUACUUUCAGUCCUUGCAUCAGUUCCUGGCUGAGCUUCACCUGCAGAGGUUCCAGGUGGAUGACCAGGAGCUACAUCCCACAGACCUCACUGACCAUCAGGCUAUGAGUAUGGUCCAUCUGGCCAGGCAGUGGCUGCCUAGGUGCACCAAAGACAUCACCAAAGAAGGAAGGGAUAUCCUGCUUCCUUACAUCAGGAGUCUCUUCGAGGAGGGCAGUACCGCUGUGUAUGCAGCGCUGUCCUUGUUCAGCAAGUACACAGCUCACCUUGGUCCCAAGUUGGCAACGGAGGAACUGCUUGCUCCGUUGGGUCGUCUCUUCGAUUCCGACUUCACCUCGCCAGACUACCUCCUGCUGUUUCAGCAUUCUUUUCUCUCUCAGGUCAUCAUGUCCUUGGGUCUCAAGCCAUUCUUGAACACCUUAGUGAGUUACGUCACAGAAGCAACAAACGGGCUGAAGCAGUGCCCCAUGUUUGUGCACGGUGCUAGCGAGCAGACCAGCUGUAUCGCCACAAUGGCCUCAGGGGGGAGCAACAGCACAGUAGAGGCUGAGACAUUCCUGGCUGAAACAGAAGGCAUCUCUGUUGAUGAGGAACUGUUUGGAAGUGAGGAUGGUGAUGAAGUUAGAGAUGAUGCUGGUGAAGAGAGGACAAUUGAACAAGGAAUCAGUGAUUUGGAGAAUACUGACCAGGAUAAGGAGAGGACAGAAGAUGAUGAAGAUGUCCUCGUGUCUCAGAAUGAUGGAGAUGAUGGAAGCUCUAACAGUGGGCAGGCAUCACCUUUGGACAGCGAGGGCAGUGAAACCAUCGCAAUGGGCAAAGAGCCAGACACAGCAUCCAUCAGCUCAGGGAAUCUACCCUCUCUAUCAGAAGAGCCUGAUGAAGGCUCCCCCACCUCUGACAAAAUUCCUUCAAAGGAUGUGUCUUCACCACGCCAAUCUACCUCGUCCCCAUCUCCCAGUACCCAUUCUCAAACCAAAGAACAGGACCUUCUCUUUACAAGCCAGACCAAACCCAUUGACCAGUACAGGAGAACCUACAAGAAGCAGUUGUCCUCUAAACUCUACCAAGUCAACACACUCAUCGGCAAGAGCCUGAGCGAUGUUGCAAGUGAGAGCAUUAUGUGGUUGGCACAUCGGAUCGGGCCAACGCUGACAGUUCGUUUCAUCACUCCAAAGCUUCUAGAAGCUCUCUCAGGAUGCUACAUGAUGCCAGAUCAACUUGUCUACUGUUACAUGCAUGAAGAUGUAGAUUCAAGUGAGAUAGAUAACUCUCGUGUUUGUAUUGGGAAGAAGUCGGUCGCGGGUGACAUCAAUGCCAAACCUGUUCUAAAGUGCCUAACUGACAUUGCAGUCCUGUAUGGAGACCAGUUCAUCUUCCAGCAGUAUCUACCCUUCAUCAAAGAAACUGUACGCAGAGUGCAGAGGAAAGUAAGUGCCAAGCUCGAGGGUCGUCUCAUCAGCUCAGUGGUCCUCCUCAGACACAUCUUGCCAUACCUGACAGACUCCAGUCUCAUGCAGAAAUUGCAGUAUCUCUUUGGGAAGUUCCUUCACCCUCUCCUGGACAUCAUGUCCUGCACGAGCAUCAGCUUCCCCAGCGGCAGUCAAGCGAGGGCAGUCAUCUGCUUCAAGCUGGUCGACAUCCUCAACACCAUCGCUCUGCGGAUUGGACGCGAGAUGUCCAGAGAUCACAUGACGGACGUUCUCAAGCGUUUCUUCCUCUGCUUCAAGCUGGGUGCCUCAACGAUGAGAAGCCUUGAUCUCAGUCGUCAGAACAGCCUGGCCCUGAGCACAGACAGCGAGGACAAGUACUUGAACAUCGAACUGGACGAUGAGACCAACCAACUGGUCUACGGCUCGCCGGUGGUUCCACAUUCCAGACUGCAGUCAACAGGAUCAGCCUCGGACUUGAGCACGACUCCCCAUAGCACGGGGUCUCUACCAAGACCUAGUAGUUUAGGAGGUCAGAGUGAGGAGUCUGCCUCGUUGGAAGACAUGAGAGGUGUGUUGCAGGAAGUGUUCACACCAGAGCUGGCCCAUGCUGCUUUCAUCCCACUCUGUAGACUUACGGGCAGUAUUCACAUGGAAAGGAUUCUGGAUAAUCAUGAGCAGAUUUGGGCCCUGUCUAGCAAGCAUGAGAGAGCAAUGUCAACCCAGCUCUCUCCGACCAUUCAGUCCCCUUUCUCAGACGACGGCAGUACAAUCAGCAGCCCGGUAUCCUAUCUAAGUGAGGACAGAUCAUGGUCAUCUUCCAUGUCAUCAGAUAAUACAUCGGGUAGCCUUGUCACCGGGAGAAGCGGGUUCGGAGGAAACAUGACGGUCAUCGGGAACAGGAUAGGGCCGGCCUUCGGAGAUGAGGAACCCAACCCUGCAACGAACAGUAACAACGGUGGUGAGGGGAAGAGCGGACGGCAGGGAGAGAAAGACAUGGCCCAAACUACAGAGACGAGCCCAAGGAUGGAGAUGAAUAAAAGCAAAAGAACAAUGAAAGGUACCUGGCUUAGCUACUGGGAUCAGUACUUGGCAAGAGAGGAUCAUGACAAUUCAAUGCACUUCUGUCAAAUCAAGCUCCAGACAUUCACAGGACACACAAGUGGAGUGAAAGCCCUGUGCAUGAUGCCCAACGAGAACACCUUCCUGAGCGCCAGCAAGGACAAGACGGUCAAGAUCUGGUCCCUGCGCAACUCUGGCGACGGCUCUUCCAAGUCCAGCUGUCAGCUGACGUACCCUCACCACCGGAAGACCGUGUUUGACGUGAGGCUUCUGGAGUCCCAGCGUCUUGUCGCUUCCUGUGAUGGCAACGUUCAUGUGUGGGACCCCAUCAACGGAGCAGCAGUGCGGGGCUACGAUCUGAGCCGCAGCGUACCCAGCUGCAUGGAGGUGAUGCCUGCUCCUAGCCCCUGUCUUGUGGUGUCUUCGGGAGACUCCAGCAUCCGAUUCAUCGAUACCCGACAUGGAGGCAUCCAGCAAGAGAUCAGGGUAGCUUCUGGCCCACUGGGUCUGAUCCGUUGCAUGGUCGUCAGCCAAGAUGGCUAUACCAUAGGUGUGGGGUUCUCUUCAGGCGUUAUUUCCAUGGUAGAUCUUAGGACUGGCUUACUCAUGGGAGGAUGGAGAGCUCAUGAAGGAGAGAUACUACAGAUCAAGGCUUACAACAAUCAUACAUUCCUGACAUCCUCUGUGGAUCACUCCAUGGCACUGUGGAAGGAGGAUUCAUCCAAAGUUUGUCAAUUCAGAGGUGCUACCGAGCCUGUUCAUUGCCUGUGCAUUUCUGAUGACCAGGUGCUGUCGGCUACCUGUGGCAAUCGUAUUGGGAUCCAUACAACGGUCGAUUCUCAGGCUAGUUAUUCCAGCUCCAAGCUGCGUUCAGACUCCUUUAAAGGAGCAAUCGGCGCCCUCUCUGUCCUUCCACUGAAUAAGCUUCUUCUGGUCGCCUCGGAUAACGGCAGCAUCUUUUUACUAGCCUGAGCAGAGACGCCCAUGAUCCAGUCAUUUUAACCGAGGUUUAAUUUGUCUGAGAGAUGGCUUCAAAUUUUAAUAUCCAUAGUAAAUUUGUAUGCAAUAUGGUGUGAAAAGCAUAGCUUAUAUAUAUAUAUAUAUAUAUGGAAGUUCUAUUAGGACAUGAUAAUCUCAAGCACCACUUCAUAUGAAAGAGGACAAUCGCUGCUAUUAUGUAAAAUUGUGUAGAACAGGUGAAUAUGCAGGUGUUGGAUUUCGGCGCUAGCAUACUCCCGUAUCCAUUUUUGACCUGUAACUCCAGUGUGGUCCUAAAAACAAAGACAUUGUAAUAUACACUUUCUCACAUGUUUCAUGGCAAACCGCUGCACAAUUACUUACCAAUGAAGGGGUGAGGGUGCAUGAAGUUAAUAAUGAUCAUAAAGAUCUGAGAUAACAGUCACAAUUUCAUGCCUUCACCCCUUCAUCUUUGUUUUUAGGAAAAAUACUCCAAAAGAGGACACAAAACAAGAUUUAGUUGAUUGUUGGUAGGAUACCUCCACGCCGUAGUUACAGGUAAAAAAUGGAUAUGAAAGUACACUAGCAGUCUAUUUUUGUGUGGAUGGUGUAGAAUUAUAUAAAAAGGAAUAUAUAUUGAAAAAAGCAAUUUACACACAGUUAUUACAAGGCGAUGUUGUCCAUUAAGGGCGUCUUUUUGGAGCCCCCGGCAAUAAUAUCAUGAAUAUUUAUGCCGUGGGCUACGGUCAGGCGGGCCAAGCAUGCCCCUAUUUGUACAACGGAGGAAAUUAUACAGCUGGCUUCGGCUAAAAUAAGUACAUGUUUGCAUGCACAUUUGAACAAGAAUUACUUUACUUCUGCAUAAAGGAGGACAUUUGUUUGAACUUUUUGGUUGAAGUAAAAGUAAUUUGGGUUCAAAUGUGCAUGCAAACGUGUGCUUCUUCUGGCUGCCGGCACUUACCUCGCAGCGGUAAUCCCCCAUUUGGUUAAAAUCACACGUCUAGUUGUACGAAUAAUGGCAUACUUAGCCCUUUCUUAAUGCCACAACUGAUAAGGUUGCCAUAAUGUAUUUAUUUUGAAUAACUCAUCCUUCUGUACAGAUUAUGCAAUGUAAAUGAGUGGUUUGUAAUAAAUGCACAAGUUUUAAAAAUGCUGAAUGAAA
Messenger RNA from Strongylocentrotus purpuratus (purple sea urchin), 7991 nucleotides. RefSeq names its product WD repeat-containing protein 81 (gene wdr81). The transcript has 26 exons. Gene Ontology annotation, molecular function: protein binding. The coding region runs from base 650 to 6844 and encodes 2064 amino acids. The record is from RefSeq and is a predicted model, not a curated record. NCBI's taxonomy places the organism in Eukaryota, Metazoa, Echinodermata, Echinoidea, Camarodonta, Strongylocentrotidae.